This is a messenger RNA of Naegleria gruberi, 1785 nucleotides long. RefSeq lists its product as uncharacterized. Lineage: Eukaryota; Heterolobosea; Eutetramitea; Acrasida; Naegleriidae. Gene Ontology annotation, biological process: RNA processing. The coding region runs from base 1 to 1785 and encodes 594 amino acids. The record is from RefSeq and is a predicted model, not a curated record. Gene Ontology annotation, molecular function: RNA ligase (ATP) activity. The transcript has a single exon.
AUGCCAUCACAAGAUAAUACAGAACAAACAAGCUUUUCCUUCAGAGUGCGGGUUGCUGACAAUGCCAAAGUUAAAGAAGAAAAGUUCAUCGUGGUUGAUUCUCAGAAAUUACCAAAGAGCAUUGAUGAAUUAUUCAAAUUGGGAAAAGCCAAAUUAAAUUUAAAGAAGAAGGUGCUUGCACUUUAUAAUGGAAAAUCAGGACAAGUCAUUGAAUCGGAUAGUAUUAUUCAAAAGUUAUUCAAUGAUUUUACAACAGCUAAGAGAAAACAAUUACAGGAAGAACAAUUAAUUGGAUCAACAGGAUUAGGAUCAAAGCCUUCCGAUGAUUUAUUCUUUGUUUUUUCGACCAAUUUAAAACAAACUUUCCAAGGAAAGAUUACGCAACCAGUUGAAUCGAGUGACAAUAAUACAACAACAUCUUCAUCAUCAGUUGAAAAGACACCAGAAGUAGUUGUCUUGAUAAAGGACAGUUGGUUGGAUGAUGGAGCUAUUAAACAAUUGCAAGAUACUGCUCGUACAUUGAAAUGUGUAAGAAGAGCCACUGGUCAACCUGACCUUCAUCCAGGUAAAACAUUCCCAGUAGGAGCUGCCAUUUCAACUGUAGAUUACAUCUACCCACCACUCGUUGGUAAUGAUAUUGGGUGUGGUAUGAGUUUGUAUCAAACUAAUUUAACAUCAGAUAGAGGAUUGAAACAAUUAGAAAAAUGGGUGAAACAACUCAACGGAUUAGAAAGAGGAGGAAUUAGCGGCGAUGAAAGUAGACCUGUAUUGGAUGUUGAAAGAAAAUUCUUUGGAUUGGAUUCUAGUGAGGAUUUGCUUUCAGCCACAUCUACUAACUCUGAAAAUGUAGAUUUUGAAUUACAUGAAGCCACAACUGAAUUUAUUGAAAAAUAUUUAACCUAUUUUGAUGUAGAUUUGGGUCAACUCCAAGAAGUUACUCCAAAUCUUGAAUCGGAAGAGGGUGUUACCUCUCCGCCAAAGAGUGAAAAUAAGGCCUUGGAAUUUGCCAUUCGUCAACUUGGUACUGUCGGAGGUGGAAAUCACUUUGCAGAGCUUCAAAUCGUCGAAAAGAUUUGUAAUGAAAAGAUUUUUGAAGAAGAAUUGAAACUUUCAAAGGAUGCUUGCUUUUUGAUGGUUCAUAGUGGAUCAAGAUCCCUUGGUGAUCAUAUUCUUGGAGAACAUGAGGAUAAAUUUGGAAAUAGUGGCUUGCUUUUUGACUCGGAUGAUGCAAAGCACUAUAUGAAAUGUCACGACAAUGCUUGUAGAUGGGCAAAGGCCAACAGAGCUCUCAUUGCCAGAAAGUUCCUUACUUGCAUUAACGGAAAUGGUAAAAUGAUUCUUGACAUUUGCCACAACAAUGUUGUAGAAAAACAAGUUGAAAAUGAAAGAGUUUUCAUUCACAGAAAGGGUGCUGCACCAACAGAUGCUGGUUACUUCUGCAUUCCUGGUUCGAGAGGAUCAUUCUCCUAUCUUGUUCGUGGACGUGAAGAAGAUAUUGAAAGCCAAAUUCGUUGUAAUUUUUCAGCUGCACACGGUGCUGGCAGAAAAUGGAAGCGUUCCAAAUCAGUUGGUAUGGCCGCAAAGGAAAAUGUUCAAUCCUUCACAGUUACUGACCUCGGAUCUCAUGUCAUUUGUGAAGAUAAGAAUUUACUUUUUGAAGAACAACCUGCUGCUUACAAGGAUAUCGAUGCAGUCAUUUCAGAUUUAGUUCAUUUUGGGGUUGUUGAAGUUGUUGCCAUUAUGAGACCACUCAUUACCUACAAGAUGAGAAACUGUUGCCAUUAA